AUGAACGUCUUCCAUCUGGUGCUGUGCUUUGCUGGGCUCGUUGCUCAUGCAAUGUCGGCCGAGCCGGGGAAAUGCGAGGCGGGCUGGUUCACGCCCGAGCGAGAGGCCGAGAUCACCAAGUGCCUCAUCAGCCAGCUGGCGCGGCACAUCUUUGAGCAAAAGAAACUCAACACUACCCAGGAUGCCGCCCGACUCCUCUCCGCGUCGAGGGCACUGCGCCAGCGCAUGGUCUGCCGCUACCCGGACGUCGUCAAGGCGUGCCCGUGCUCGGCCGAGGUGUUGAAGGAGCUGCGCGAGGAGGGCGUCUGCCGCCACAACUUCACCGGACCCUACUUGCCAUUCGGCAGCGGCAGCGAGAUCAGCCGAUGCGCGCGCGUCAACACGGCCAGUGAUGGACUAUUUACGGUCGGCCGAUGCAUAAAGGAGCAAACCAUCAACGCCAUGAUGCACCAUUCUACCAAGAUCCCGGCCGCCACCCUCCUCAAGUCGUAUGAGACCCGCCCCGAGCUGCGCUUCCAAUGGAUUUGCGACGCGAAGGAGCACGUCGAGGUGAACUGCCCGUGCUCGGCGUCGGUGCUGCAGCAGGUCGACUACGGAUUCUGCCGGUUGACCGCGGGGAACCAGAUGCAACAGCAAAUCGCCCACCGUUGUCUCCUGAAUCCGGUGGUGCUGCAGCGGGCCCGCAGCUGUGAUUGGAUGUAUCCAUCACAUCCAUUCCAAAAGCCACAAGACUACCGAUCACCCUGGGACUGCAGUGACUACAUCAAGUCAAUCGAGUGCAAGCGGCUCGUGUUCGACGCCUGCAUGCCGGGCGCCGGCGACGAGUACGUGCGGUUGUUCCUUGAUGGGACUGAUCUCGAGCGCCCCGCCCACAAAGUGUGGAACAUCUGCGGUGGUCAGCUGAACUUUCCGGCCUCGUUGUUCCACCCGCGCCCAUCUCCUCCUGCCCGCGUCGAUCCAUCCACCGUCUGCGACUUUGACUGCCCCGUCCUCGGCAAGAUCCCACCACUCGACUGCUUGGCCCACAAGACGCUGAAGGGUCAGGCCCAGGCCGGUGUGCUGCACCACGACGAGAUCAUCCACAGCGGGCCCAUCGACUUGAGGGUGAUCGGCGCGACGUCGAUGUGCAACCGCUCGGCCGCCGAAGAGAAGACGCUGCUGACGUGCGGCGCGUGUGCCCAGGACUACUUGGAGAUAUCCGACAAGGCCAUGUGCAACGGGAACGCGAUCAACCCGGAUGUUGCGAAGAUCACGGCCUGCCUGGCCGAAGACCCGCACCGAGCACAGCAGCUACGCGACACCUGCUGGACCGACACCAGCAGCAGCUGCAUGUCCUCGACCCGAUACAUCGCCUGCUUGCGCGACGAACUCGGCAAGAAAUGCCCGGGUACUGCUGGCGCCUGGCAGGCCAUGUGGGAGAAGGUACUCGACGGAAUCGACCACCCGCUGCUCCGCGCUUUCGACGUCAACCUGACGCGCUGCUUGGGGCUGGCCAACGACAAGUCUCAAGUCCAUUCCUCUGAUCUGCCACGUUUUCUGCCUGCCUCUUCCUCCUCCUCCUCGGUCUUCCUCCUCUCCGACGAUGCCGAGCCGCAGAACUACGACGAGCGUGCCCUCUCCCGCAGCAGCUUCGUCAUCCUUGCCGUCUUGAUCGCCUUCCUGUUCGUCUACGCCGUCUCCAUCUUUGUCUGCUUCUGCUUCAUUUGUGGAAUCUACCUCGGCCACGCCGCCCAGCAGCAGCAGGACCUCCGUGACGCCGACGCCGCCGUGGCGCGCCGUCAGGAGAAGUACGUGGAGGCGCUCCGCGAUGAGCUGCACCAGCGUGACGUUGAGCGGGCCCAGACGUCGUCGAGGGCCAGCGCCACGCCGAAUCUACUCCCCGAUGCCGAGAUACAAUUCGGGGCCGUGCCCGACAAUCCCGAAUUCAUGCCUAUACUACAGAUCCUGAGACGCCGAAAUGCUACUAAUGGCGCCAGAGCGAUGCCGUUUGUCUUUAGGAGAUUCUACAAGCUUGACGACUUCCUGCUCGACUCGGAGCUGGCCGAACAAGUUCGAGGCCGCAACAUGACCCAAAAACAGAAGACUGUCCGAAUUUUGAUCAUCGGAGCGGAAGGAGUUGGCAAAUCGGCGCUGAUUUAUCGAUUUAUUACAAAAAGAGCAUUUGAUGGCACACCAGUUUUCGAUGGGCAUACAAAUCUCAGCCUCGAUGGCGAGAUGAUACGGAUAGAGGUUGUCGAAUGGAAAGAGGAUAUGGAUCUCGAGAACGAGCGCACAUUUUUCGACGCGGUUGCCAUCAUAUUCAGCACCACUGAUUUGAGGAGUUUUGACUACGCCUGCGAGGUGCAUCGCUACACCCUGGAGCAGCAGGUCGGCAUCCCGGCGCUGCUCAUCGAGAGCAAGACGGACGACGCGGCAAAUAGCCAGAUAAAUCGCGAAGAGGUGCUCAACGUCGUUAGGCGAUCGCAUACGAAGUUGUACAGAGUAUCCGAGAAGGAGAACUUCAACGUUACAGCCGCUUUCGCGUACUUGGUGGAGCAGGCGUUGCAGAUCAAAGAAAGCGCCAACAACCGGAGUCGCGUCGAAAAGGCCCUAGAUAGUAAUUCGUGCGGCGAGAGUGUACAGGUAGAUGAGGACAGUCGGCCGGGCAGCGCAAAGAUUGACCGCGACCGGAAGAGGUGUAGCAUUAUG
This is a messenger RNA of Mesorhabditis spiculigera, 2688 nucleotides long. NCBI's taxonomy places the organism in Eukaryota, Metazoa, Nematoda, Chromadorea, Rhabditida, Rhabditidae. The record is from the annotation of a GenBank genome assembly.